AUGCCAUUCUGUAAAAGUGCCUUCUCAUUCAGCAGAACUAAACCACGAAAAAAUGUUUCAAAAAGUUCAGUAAAAUUGCCUGUACAUGAACUUUAUCGUGAUCUGGGCCCAAACUGUGAAGUAAUUGAUGUUAAAGUAGCGGAUAAAAAAAUUGCUUUUGAUAUCGAAAAUGGCUAUUGGAAUACAGCUGGUGCUGAAAGUCUCUAUGGAAUAAAAUCGAUUGGUAGUACACAAACAAUUCGAAAACAAGUUGCAAUAUCUAACGAAGAAAACAAUAUGUUAAAACUUAAAAUUGAAGUUUUAUUAAAUCUUGUUGCUGAAUUCUCAUCUGCUCAACGUUAG
Rotaria socialis is the source of this 342-nucleotide messenger RNA. The record is from the annotation of a GenBank genome assembly. Lineage: Eukaryota; Metazoa; Rotifera; Eurotatoria; Philodinida; Philodinidae.